AUGAGCUUCGAAAGAGCUUUAGAACUGACUCAGGUGAUCUUCUUUUUAUUCGUAUUUCUUGUUCUACCUUUUGUUUCGCUGGCUGUUCCAGUUUAUCUUGUGUUGUAUACCUCUUUCUGGUGGUUGGUGGGCUUCUACUUGGUUUGGCUAUAUUAUGAUUGGGAGUUGAUCACUGAAAGUUGUCGGGCAUGGGAGUGGAUGAGGAAUCACAAGUUCUGGGACAGUUUGGCCAACUAUUUCCCGAUGAGUUUGGAGAAGACAAUGGACUUGGAUCCGAAUAGGAAUUACUUGUUUGCGUGAGUUUAUUUGAUUGUUUAGGUAUCAAUCUUGCAUUUUAAAAGACGAGAGUUGUUACCUUUUGCUAGAAAUUGUUUUUUAGAGUAAAUUAAUGUGCAAAAAUUACCCUUUUUCUAUUUCAGAUGGCAUCCUCACGGUAUCAUUUCUUUAUCAGCUGUUAUCAACGUGUGUACCAAUGGCACCAAGUUUGUAGAAACCUACCCUGGGAUCACUCGUUACUUGGCCACUUUGGAUAUGCACUUUAAGCAACCCUUCAGAAGAGAACUGAUUGCUGCGUUUGGUCUUGUUGGAGCUUCUUUCAAAGCCUUGGUCAACGUUCUCUCAGAUGCCAACAAGGGAAAAGCUGUUGUUCUUGUGGUAGGAGGAGCAGAAGAAGCAUUGGAAUGUCAUCCUGACAUCUACAAGUUGUGUUUGGAGAGGAGGAAAGGCUUCAUUCGCGUAGCACUCGAAACUGGAGCUGAUUUGGUGCCAGUUUAUUCGUUUGGAGAGACGAGUACCUUCAAACAAGUUUGGAAUCCAGUUGGAUCGAGGCUGAGAACGCUUCAGACCAAGAUAAAGGAUAUUGUUGGACUGAGUCCGGUGCUGGCUUACGGUGUUGCUUUUAUUCCACACAUGCCUACAAUCAUUCCGUUCAGGACAAAAGUGGUCAGUGUUGGUAAGGGCCUCUUUGAUUACCUAUUUGAUAUUAACUUCGUAUUUUAGGAAAAGUGUAUUUUGAGAAGAUUUUCCUUUAAAACUGACAGUAUUAAUUUGCAGUUGGAGCUCCGAUUCGAGUAGAAAGGAAUCAAAAUCCGAGCAGAGAAGAAGUUGACGAGCUUCACAAACUGUACAAGACGAAGCUGGUCGAGUUAUUCGAAUCCCACAAAGCUAAGUACGGUGUUCCUAAAGAUUCUCAUCUUGAAUUCUAUUAA
Messenger RNA from Bursaphelenchus okinawaensis, 1208 nucleotides. Lineage: Eukaryota; Metazoa; Nematoda; Chromadorea; Rhabditida; Aphelenchoididae. The record is from the annotation of a GenBank genome assembly.